UUGCUUGUUGAGGGCGUCCUCCAUUCAAUCAAAACGUUUCGCGCAUGCGAUUAACAUAAGUUUGCGAGAUAUUGUUUAACAACGCUUCUUCCCCGAUUACAAUAUAUUAUCACGUUUUCGUCAAAGAUCAGAUUUUAAAACAAUAGCACGUGGUUAAACCGUGAAAUGAUGCUGCGACCGGCGACCCGGAACCUCCUCUUGGUAGGUAGGAGAUUGAGCACUUGGUCACCUCUUGCUACUGCCUUUAAUGCUAAAAGUUCGGGCAUGUUCGAUUUCAACUUUGGACGCAAAGAAACAGGAUUCUUUGAAAUUCCCGAAUUGAAAGAUGCAAGUGGUUUUCAAGUACUUGAAAACGAGGUGAUAUCGCGUUGCGAUGAAUUGGUCGAUGAAGCAACCAAGAAUGAAGGAAAACGUACGAGGAAGAUGGUGGAAAUUUUCGACGAGCUUUCCGACACCCUUUGCAAAGUGGCCGAUAUGGCAGAAUUUGUAAGGGUUGCUCAUCCAGAUUCUAAUUAUACGCAAGCUGCCGAACAUGCUUGUAUCACUAUCAGUGGUAUUGUCGAAAAAUUGAACACAAAUCGCAGAUUGUACGACGCACUAUCUAAUGUUAUAAAGUAUGGCGAUAUCGUUAAGACGUCUGAGAUUGAUACUCACGUGUCGAAUUUGUUCCUAUUCGACUUCGAACAAUGCGGGAUACAUUUACCCGAAGAAGAAAGGCGGCAAGUCGUGGAACUUAACGAUCGGAUUCUUGUGAACGGACAGAAAUUUAUGACUGGUGCAGCAGAACCUCGAGUAAUUAGUAUGAGUGCCUUACCCGAAGAAAUUGCUAAACACUUUGCGAAUCAUGGAGACUCAGUUAUAGUAAAUGGUUUGAACACUGAAUCCAGCAAUGCAAUGUUGCGAGAAGCUGGCUACAAAAUAUUUUUGUAUCCUGAUUCUAAGCAAGAAGUAUUGCUUCGAGACUUAUUAAACUCACGUCAUCAGUUGGCUAGGAUAUGUGGGUUUCCUACUUAUGCGCACAGAGCCUUGAGAGGAAGCACAGUGGAGACGCCGGAGAACGCAAAAAAAUUUUUGAGUUUGAUGAAUGACGAGUUACAGAAUCGUGCGAGAAAGGAUUUCAACGAGCUUCAGAAGAUCAAAGAUGCCGAGACACCAAAUAAAACAGCAAUAAUGCCAUGGGACACGGCAUAUCUCUUCUCGAAAGCUCGUAAGUCCUGGCUAGGCUCGUCGAACGAAGAAUUCGCACCGUACUUUUCUCUAGGCGCAUGUAUGGAAGGAUUGAAUAUUCUUACACAGGCACUUUACGGAGUUCGGCUCGAAUAUCAACCAACGCAAAUGGGCGAGGUUUGGGCAUCUAAUAUUCAUAAAUUGGCUGUGAUAGACGAAGAUGAAAAGACUUUGGGACAUAUUUAUUGUGAUUUCUUCGAUAGAGAAAGCAAACCUUGCCAGGACUGCCAUUUUACUAUUAGGGGUGGACGACAAUUGCCUGAUGGGACUUAUCAGAAUCCUAUAGUCGUUCUGAUGCUAUCACUGCCAUCGCCAAGGCGUUCAACGCCAAGUCUGCUGAACCCUAAUCUAGUGGACAAUUUAUUCCACGAAAUGGGUCACGCAUUGCACUCGAUGCUCGGCCGAACUAAAUACCAACACGUCACCGGCACCAGGUGCAGUACUGAUUUCGCUGAGGUGCCAAGUAUUCUUAUGGAAUACUUUUCCAGUGACCCAAGGAUCGUCUCCUUGUUCGCGAGGCACUACGAGACCGGCGAGCGAAUCCCGGAAAACAUGUUGCACAAAAUCUGGGCGUCGAAGAACUUAUUCCCUGCGUCAGAAAUGCAAAGCCAAGUUUUCUACAGUAUGCUAGAUCAUGUGUAUCACAGUGGUGAGGUCAAAGAUUCGACUACCGAUAUUCUCGCACGAAUUCAGAAUCAAUAUUACGGUCUGCCAUAUGUACCAAAUACCGCCUGGCAGCUAAGAUUCUCUCAUCUCGUCGGAUACGGUGCAAAAUACUACUCGUAUCUAAUAUCGCGUGCGAUAGCGUCGUGGAUUUGGCAAACGUACUUUGAAAACGACCCAUUGAGUCGUUCGGCCGGUGAAAAAUAUAGAUACGAGUGUCUUGCUCAUGGUGGUGGUAAACCACCAUCCAAAGUUGUCGCAGACUUUUUGAACCAAGAAGCGAGUCCGGAAAAUUUCACCAAGUCGGUGAUUAACGAGAUUGAUUCGAAGAGCGAAAGAAUACAGGUUAUUAAAAAUAUUUAGUAAGAUAUACAAUAAUGAACUAUUUUUUUGCACGUAAAAAAAAUAAAGUUUUCAUUGGAUUUCAUCAUGCUAUUUAUGUAAAUCAUAGUAUUUACAUGAAAACGAUUGAGUGUUGAUUAGUUUAUGCAGACCAAUAUGUAUAUUUUUUAUUAUGCUAUACCACACUGAUUCGGUCUCGAGUAGGAAAAGUCGUUUUUAUU
Messenger RNA from Phymastichus coffea, 2453 nucleotides. Its product is annotated as mitochondrial intermediate peptidase. The transcript has 11 exons. Gene Ontology annotation, cellular component: mitochondrion. Gene Ontology annotation, molecular function: metalloendopeptidase activity. Lineage: Eukaryota; Metazoa; Arthropoda; Insecta; Hymenoptera; Eulophidae. The record is from RefSeq and is a predicted model, not a curated record. Gene Ontology annotation, biological process: peptide metabolic process. The coding region runs from base 166 to 2253 and encodes 695 amino acids.